Lampris incognitus (smalleye Pacific opah) is the source of this 5091-nucleotide messenger RNA. RefSeq names its product insulin-like growth factor 1 (gene igf1). Gene Ontology annotation, molecular function: hormone activity; growth factor activity. Gene Ontology annotation, cellular component: extracellular region. The transcript is spliced from 5 exons. Lineage: Eukaryota; Metazoa; Chordata; Actinopteri; Lampriformes; Lampridae. The record is from RefSeq and is a predicted model, not a curated record. The coding region runs from base 505 to 1071 and encodes 188 amino acids.
UACUGCUGUGCAACGUGCAACACGUCUAAUGGUCUGGUCUGGGCUGUGCCGGUGGCGCAGCACUGCCCGGUCUACCUUGACUUGAACUACUAACCAAGUCUUAAAGAGAUCAAAAUUCAAUCCCGUUCUAAGAAGAGAAAAAAAAAGAAAGAAAGAAAAAAAAGAAAAGAAAAAAAGAAAAAGAGAGAGAAAUGACGUUAUUUGAAUAUGUGCCCAAAAUCCUUAAUAAAUAACUUAGGACGAGUAGGAGGCAAAUGCUGCCCCAGCUGUUUCCUGUUGAAAAUGUCUGUGUAAUGUAGAUAAAUGUGAGGGAUUUUCUCUCUAAAUCCGUCUCCUGUUCGCUAAAUCUCACUUCUCCAAAACGAGCCUGCGCAAUGGAACAAAGUGGGAAUAUUGAGAUGUGACAUUGCCUCCGCAUCUCAACCUCUUUUUUCUCCCCCGUUUUUUAAUGACUUCAAACAAGUUCAUUUUUUGCUGCUCUUUGUCGUGCGGAGACCCGCGGGGAUGCCUAGCGCUCACUUCUUCCAGGGGCAUUUGUGCGAUGUCUUCAAGUGCGCGAUGUGCUGCGUGUCCUGCGCCCACACCCUCUCACUGCUGCUGUGCGUCCUCACCCUGACUCCGACGGCAACAGGGGCGGGUCCGGAGACCUUGUGCGGGGCGGAGCUGGUCGACACGCUGCAGUUUGUGUGUGGAGAGAGAGGCUUUUAUUUCAGUAAACCAACAGGCUAUGGCCCCAACGCGCGGCGAUCACACAACCGCGGCAUUGUGGAUGAGUGCUGCUUCCAAAGCUGUGAGCUGCGGCGCCUGGAGAUGUACUGUGCACCUGCCAAGACUAGCAAGGCAGCUCGCUCUGUGCGCGCACAGCGCCACACAGAUGUGCCGAGAACACCUAAGGUUAGUACUGCAGGCCACAAAGUGGACAAGAGCACAGAGCGCAGGACAGCACAGCAGCCAGACAAGACAAAAAACAAGAAGAGACCUUUAUCUGGACAUAGUCAUUCAUCCUGCAAGGAGGUGCAUCAGAAAAACUCCAGCCGGGGGAACACAGGGGGGAGAAAUUACAGGAUGUAGGGAACGAGCGAAUGGACAAAUGCCCGGCGACUUGAGAAGACGGAAGGCAGUGGCCUUACCUGGUGCCCCUGUGGAAUGGUUCACUGUAAACAAAACAAGAUGGAUGCUAGCAACGGUCCGAUAAGCCCCUACCGUGCGACACGACACCUGAAAAGCCAGGUGCCGUCUGUCUUACCGGUCGAUGAGAAAUAUUCUGGUUAUUCUAUACACUGCACCAUUCCAUAUUGGGAGGAAUUCUUUUGUUGAUGCGAUGUAACAGACUAGUUUUUAGCUGCUGAGACACAAACAAGAGCUUGUUAUACCUCCGUGUGUGAGCUGCGGCGUCCCCCCCCCCCCACCCCCUUGCUCCCCUCCCCCCCUCCUCCCAGUUCUCAGAAGGUCGGAGUGUGACUUGGGCUUCAGCCAAUCAGAGAGCAGCAAGGCUGUGCAGGAGAACGCUGGGCCCAUUCUCUACCUUAAAACUUUUAAGAUGGUAAAUCUUGUACACGUGCACACACACACACACACACACACACACACACACAGGCCGUGAUUGGUUGUAACAGUACACUUCUUGUGAGCGUCACACAUGACGCAUAACUAUCCCAAUUAAAUCUGGUCAGGCUCGUGUCAGAGACUUUGUUUCUUCUGCAUUUUGAAUCCAAAAUGGCCAAAAUAGUUAGACAUUGUGGAUUACAGGGGAUAUAAAAAAGAAAAGAAAAAAAGAGGUUUGCUUUGAAUGACAAGCACACAAAUUCAGCCAGGCAGUUCAUCAUCAGAACUUAAACACGCAGUGUUGGCGGCAUGUCAUCGUAGCUUGAGUCCAAACCAAAUCCCAGGUUCUCAGUGACGGCGUCCAAGUCGGAGUCACAAUGGAAAUGUCAAGAGUCCCGUCUAAGUGGAGGCUUCGAGAGCUCCGAGUCUCUUCCAAAUCCCUCCUAAAGUCUUAGGAGGCGUUAAGAGCCUGCAAUCCAUUAAAACGAGCAGCAUUGCACGUUUGCGUUUUCUUUUUUUUUCUUUGUUUUUUUGAUAAACACAAGUGGAGAGCCACCCGGCUGCUAAAUUGGGCUAAGGUUAUUUGGCCAGUGGGUUUGCAAGGUUAUCUCGCCAAAUGUACUUUCUAAAGGUCAGAGAAUGCUCGCAAAUGGGGGGGGGGGGUUCGCCGUGUGUUUUAGCGGAGGAAUGAUAUGAAGCGGUUCAUUUACGUGUGGUGGAAGGUACGUUUUCAGCAUUUCUAUUCUUAUCUUAUUUUUGAACACAGUAGUCACGGCCAAAUCUAGCGUCAAAUCACCGGCGGGGCUCAUUUCAGUCCAACACAGGAAGUCGUCGACCGUCCGAGCUCCAUUUUCAGUCACUAAUCACAAAGUACUGAGAACAAGCCGAGUCGCAGCGAGUGUGAUGAAGAGUGUGCAGACAGCGAAGAAGAUCGUGUUACGUUAACAGCGAGGCCUUGCCAGGGUUAACAACGACGAUGAGGGGGGGGGGGUGGCGAACUGAGUAGGCAGACGUACCUUGCUCACAAUGACGAGCCGGAAAGCUGGGUGUACGACGCAUGAACGCUUUGUUAGGACUUAUGUGUAACACACAGAAGGGUCCGUGUGGCAACAGCAGCAACGCAGCUCCAACUGUGAGCUUUACAGGAAAGGGGUCGGUUGAAACGACCUUCUUGUUUACUGGCAGGCAGGACUACCUUUAAAUGUCAAUACGCUUCCCCUAAUCUGUCAAAAGCGGAGGCCGAGUGCAGAGGAGAGACGGUUCUAAUAAUAGCAGUAUGAACGGGGGUGAUUAAUGAUUGAUUUCUCUUGGCCCGCGUCGUUGCGUUAGCUUAGCGGGACCGCGAUCCCUUCGCUCAUGACGCUCAUGACGAGAGUACGAACCGGAACUCUCCAGAAUUCACGGACCCCCCCCCCCCCCAAGAGCACUAAAAACAAUGUUUAUUGUAUAACUCGGUGUCGCGAACCGUUAAUGUCAUUUUACGGGACGCUGUCUCACGGUUAACGUACAGGUCCGCUGGAGUCUCUUAACACACCUGCACAUGUGCAAACACAGUGCGCGCGCACACAUGCACACAUGCACACAGACAGUGCAAACGAGAGUUGUGCAACUGUGUGCAAGGUUCAAGCACACCCGUGCACGCACACACACAUACAGACAUGCACACACACACAGACUGACAUGGACACGCAUGCACGCGCGCACACACAAGCACCAGCCAAUUCUGAGAAGUCCUUGCAUCGGGAUUGAGUGAAAAAUGGCUGUUUGCACAAGCCUCCAUGUGAGCGACAGUCGAGAGAGUCCCAGUAACCUUCCAAGACAUCUCAUCUUGUGGCACUGCCUCCUCUGCCUGAAUAUAAUGAAACAGUGCUUCCAAUUAUGUUAUAUCCUAUGCAUUCUUCCACCGUCAUUGUACAUGACAGUGUCAUAUAACAAAAUUAUUUUGAAGAAAAUCCUAUCCACUGUAUAAUGGUGCUAUUUUAUAGUUUGUUACUUGCAAGAGUUGGCAAAGAGAGAGAGAGAGAGAGAGAGAGAGAGAGAGAGAGAGAGAGAGAGAGAGAGAGAGAGAGAGAGAGAGAGAGAGAGAGAGAGAGAGAGAGAGAGAAAGAGAGCGAGAGAGAUAGAUGGCAGGGCUUACAUCGGAGGUCUUCCCUUUUGCACAGCCUUGUGGCCACCAUUUUAAUAGUGUUUUUAUUUGUAAGCUGUUUCGAUAAAGACAGUAGUGUAAGCGAGCAAAUGUAUCUGUGUGAAAUCUGUGAAUGCAUGGAAGAAAAAAAAACGAUUAUCAUGUUGUGGUCCCAAGAAGGCAAAAUGCUAUUUUUUCUACUGUUUUUAAAUUAUUGUUUCUCAAUACUAGAUCCCUAUGCCAAACAACUUGACAGAGGUACUGUGAACGGUGAUCUUCCAGUUGUGUUAAGAUAGCAAAAAAAAAAAGUCAUGGUGUGCUUUUUUUUGGUCUGUGUUGGGGUGUGCACGUGUACACGCACCUCACUGAAAGCCAAGGUUUUUGGACAUUUGCAGACAUGGUACGAAUAAGCCAGAGGGUUUGAUUCUUUCUUUUUUUUCCUUUUUUUUGUUGCUGCAAACCAUGCAUUCUUUGGAGACACAGUCAAUAUAAAGGCAUUUUCACCGACCCAUUUACAGUGGGGGAUUUUUUUCUUCUUCUUUGCAAUCUAUUACUUAUGGUCAAGAUUUCUCAUAAUUGGAAUUAGUGCGUGCGUUUUCAUAUUAAUUCUCCACUAAACCCUUGGAUUAAGUUGAUUCCGGCCGACUGCAAGAAAAGAGGAGCUUGGUUGGUAAACCCCACCCCCACCCCCCCUCCGCACUCCCACCCCCAAGUGUUCAGACAUUUAGUACAUACCAAAGAUGCUUUGACCAAUAUGAAGCCUCCCCUCUCAACACUAUUGUACCACCGAGCAAACCUGUGACCAGAUGGUAACCAUUGGUUUUAUGUAAUACCCGUCUGAGCAGGCCAGCAGCUACAGUUAUUAUGCCCAUCAGACACAAGGCAUGAGUAAGAAGCAGCCAAUUGACGUGAGACAAGUUAAGUUCCCUCUGUGCGUUUGGCACCUUUGGAGCCGCUUACGCACAGAAACGGCAGUAACCAGCUUUGAACCAUCUGACUUUUGACGCGUCCAAACACAUUUCUCUCUCUCUCUCUCAAUGUCUCCCCCCCCACACCCCACCCACCCCGAAAAGCAAUCAAUGAACACUCUCGCAAAUUUUGCCACAGCCAACCUCAAAUGUGGGAGUGAACCAGAUCCCCCCCACCCCACCCCAACACACACACACACACACACACACACACACACACACACACACACACACACACACACACACACACACACAAAGUCACGACUGUUUUGAAGUGUUGCAGUGGCAAAAAAAAUGGCAUUUCCAUAUAAACUCGCUGUCCAAGAAACUGUUUGAUUAAAGCGCUGUUAUUUAAAUGGCGCUCGAUUGCCUUCUGUGUAGGAAACGUUUAAGAUAUUGACAAAUUGUUCACCAUUCCUGCUGAAUAAACCACUUGUCGACAUCAUGCAAAAA